UGCAGGUGACGUCAGCACGACAGGAGCUCGAGGGUUUGCUCGGCGCCGAACAGCGUACAAUCUACAGGGGCUGGAGCUGAGCCGAGGAGACUGCUGCUCCAUCAAAUAACGCAGUUUGUUUGUGUACAGUUCACGUUCGAAAAGUGCGCUGUGCGUACAUCCGCGACGCAGUCUGAACGUCACCGACAAGCCGAGAUUGAGGGUUUGAGGCCAUCGGCAGUGGUGCAGGCGAUGGGCUUGCUACUUGGAAUGAGUACCGGCAUCUUUCAAAGUGCUUUGAAAGCGACGGAGGCUGAAACGUCAAAAGGCAGGUGAGGUUUGGCGGCGAGUGAACGAAGAGGAGAAGGAGGAGGAGCAGGCGGUGGCGAGGGGCUAGGUAAUUGGCCCCUUGCUGCUGGCGGUCUUCGUCUCCGGGUGAUAUGGAGGAAAUGCUAGGCACAGGCCCAGCGAACAAUGAGUCGCCCGGAGAGGCGGACAAAGAAGGGCAGAGCACCGCUGAUAGACGGGAUCCUGUCGGGUGCGCGAAGCAAAUUGACAGCGCGGAUUGCGGAGGUCUAAGAGAAGGCCCCGACGCUCUUCUACAGCUUAGCCUUCUUUCAGCAGAAGGUGUGCAGCCCGCUGGCUUGUCGACAGAGCCGACUGAGACGGAGCAGGGGCAAGGGAACGUACUGGGCAGCAGCGAAAAGACAACAGCAGCAGCGGUACAGUUACUGGAGCUGCGGAGACUUUCCGAUUCGGACCGGCAGACAGCCGGCGACUGUCCUUUAAACGGUUCUCCGUCACUUCGAGCCCAGCCCCAGAAAGUUUGCGCUGCUCUGUCGGAACUUGCUUGCUCACCGGGUUUCGCUCCUGCCAACAAGACCAGAACCUGUUUGUUCACCGGGUCCUUGGAGUGUGAUUCGAUAACGGGCGACAAAGGGGAUGCAGCACUGCGUGAAAACGGUGGCACUGCCAAGAUUGAUUUGGAACUCAGCAACGGAUUAUCCCCAGAAUCGGGGGAACCAUCGGACGGUAAUAACGACCAAAGUCCUCCAUCCUCAGCUACUAGCAAAGAGGACUUGAGUUACGAGUUGCAACAGGGCUAUCGAAUUCUGGCCGGAUUUUUAUUGGAAAAACACCGCAGCAUUGCCGCUCCUUUCAUGAAUCCAUCCGACGACUACGAGGAGUUUGCCAGCCGAAUCAAGGAGCCGAUGUGGCUGCGGAAGAUGGAAGAAAAGUUCGUGCGGAGACAGUACGUGAGCAUCACUGACUUCGUGGGGGACUUCAGGCUAAUGCUGGAGAACUGCUACCGCCUUCACGGGGUCGACCACUGGCUCUCCAAGCAAGCACAGAAGUUGGAGAUGAUGCUGGAACAGAAACUAACACUCCUGUCACGGCCUCUAAGGGAGAAAACCACUCUUGCUGUGACUUCAAAAGGUCACUAUGGAUUAGAAGAUGAAAAGGGGUCUUUGAGUAUUUCAACACGACGUCGUUCUGCUCCUAGAAACCUUGGUGUAGUAGCUACGGGGGUCAGUGAAUCUCUCAUGGUUCAGGCUUUGAGAGUAGAGGAGCAGCAAAGAGCAAGAGAAGAAAGACGGCAAAGAGAACAAGAGAAAAAGGAGGCUGAGGAGGCCAGUGCCAAGGAGCUGGAGGAAUGGGAACGCAGCCUACUGGCUCAGGCCUGUCCACAUCCAAUGGAAACACUAUGGGAGAUUCCUGCUAUUGGUCACUUUCUUUGCCUAGCACAGCAGGCACUUAAUCUACCCGAAAUCAUCUUCUAUGAGCUGGAGCGCUGCCUUUUCAUGCCACGGUGCAGUGUUUUCUUAGCUAAAAUAAUGACUUCUCUUUUAAGUCACCCACAGAGAAGAGGCACUUUGCACAGAAGACCACCUUUGUCCUAUAGGCAAUGGGAGGCAGCACUACAGCAGAAAGUACAUGGAUGGUAUGUUUUUGUUGCAAAUGCUAGGGACCAAAUAGCCUGUGCUGAGCAGCUAGGACUUUGUCCACUGUUUUUCCGUGUGUUAGGUGAAUCCAGCCCACUGGAUGAGCAACCCUUCCACUUAUUACCUUUCUACCAGAAGGUAUGGCUACUUAAAGCACUCUGUGAUUGGGUAUAUGAGACACAGAAGGAUGUUCAGGAUGCAGUGCUAGGCCAGCCCAUUCAUGAGUGCCGGGAGUCAAUUUUGGGCUAUGAUGCACGAGAGAAUGCCUACAUUCACUUUCCUCAUUUCUGUGGAGCAGAUCUGCGAAUUUAUUGUCAGAGUCCUUGUGCCUCCCCAAGCUUUCCACUACCACCUAUUCGCAUUAGAAAACAUGAAGCUAACAGACAAGCACAUCAUUUUUCCUGUGAUUCCUUUUCUCAGACCGUGACAAAGCAACUUGAGAACAGCUACGAUGAGACUGUUGCCAGCUCCAGGAAAGAUAAAUCAAGUGAUGGAGAUAGCAAGUCUGUAAGUUCAGAAUUUGUGGAAGAUGUGUGUGUAUCAGUUCUCAAGGCAGAACAGCCUAAUCCAGAUUUGCAAUCUCUGGAAACCAAGCAUCUAGAGAAUAUUUGGGGUGAACAUAGAGUUGUUUCUGUUGAUGAUGAUAUUUGUCCAGAUAAAAAAAACAGAGGUUUAUGUGAAAAGGUAUCAGAUUUGAGCGCUGUGACUUCAGACCAUGAAUUCUUUAUAACAAAAAAAGCUAAAUCUGAAUACGGUAGUACUGUUGACUCAGUGCACCAGUUGAAUGUAAAGGAGGAAAAGGAAUGUGAUGUAUUGCCAAGUUGGGAAAAUUCUGUGAAACGGGAUUAUAAAUUGCACUGUAUAUCGAUAUCGGAACUGGUACUGCGACAGCUGAAAGACAACUGUGAGUCUGAGAAAAGAGGGACAGUCUUAUCUUGCACAAAAAAGUUGGAGAAGCCUCCAAGCCCUGGGGAAAUUUUGGGGUUGGGGGCUCCUCUUAGUCCAGGAGAAGUUCGUAUCUUAGAUAAUGACAUAUCCCCAGGAGCACAAGGCCCAUGCCCAUCUUGUAGCGAGUGUCAAAAAGAUGACCAUCACCAUUGCUGUAAAGUGACUUUGUCUGUUCAGAAGGCAUCACCGAUAUGUUUGACAUUGGAGGCCCCAAAAAUUGUUAAGGUUGGAAGAAUGCGCAUGAAAAAGAAGAAAAAAAAGAAAAAGAAAGCUAAAGACAUGAUGAGAAACAAAGAGCAGCCACAACUAAUAGGACAUCAACCCACUCUCUCAACCUUUUCCAGGUUUGAGUUCCAGCAUACUUCUCUAUUGAAGAAAAAAGUGAAACACAAGAAACGCAAGUCGGAUAAAAGGUCCUUAACUAGGGAGGAGUCUAGCCCAAAGAAAAGAAAAACGUCACCUCGUCUUCCUGCUGAGCCUAGAUUUCAGCUUGUGUGCACAAAUCUUGAUGAACUCAGGGAGUUAAUUAGUAAAACAGAGUCUGAACUUAAAGAAGUUGAAAGCAGCAGGAAAAAAUCUGGAAAGUGGUACUUGAAGAAACAAGCUGUAAAAGAAUUGCACAGUACACUCGUGAGGCUGCUAAAUGAGCUGUUACCAUGGGAGCCAAAGCUGAUUAAGGCCUACCAAAGAAACAGGGCCCGACUGAAGAAAGACUUUGAUGAUUUUAGAAGGCUACCUGAUUAUGAUAACUUUAUUAGAGAAAUUAUAACUGGAAAUGAAGCAGAAGCAGAUCUAAGCAAAGACAACUUUUUUCUGGAAGCCAGCAGCCCUAAUCAACCUGAAGAAAUGAAGAUGAACCAUGUUGGAAUUGAUGACACUUCAAAAACCUCAGAAAUACUGUUUCAUCGUUUCCCAAGUGAAGAUAGAAGACUGCAGAUAAUGGACGUACUGCCAGGAAGAAACAGAUUAUUAAAGCGAGAAGCUGUGUGUAAUGACAGUCUUAAAAUCUCUCCCAGAAAUUCCAAACGCAGACAGAGUGGUAGCACAGAUGAACAAAUAACAAAGAGGAGGGUCUUACUUGGUGCAUUCGAAGAUCAAAUUUCAGUUGGACAACAAGAGGAGGGAGAACUUAACAAACUGAUGCCAGUUGUGGAGCCUUUAGCUACAGAUUCUUCCAAAGGUUUGUCUACAGCAGUGUAUCAAAAAGGGACCACGCCCAUACAAGCUUUACUGGCUAAGAAUGUUGGGAACAAAGUGACGUUAAUUAGCCACUUGCCAGCAAUGCCCAAUGUAGCGUCUAACAAAGUAACUAUUGUGCCCCAGCCAAAACCUUACACAUCUAGUCAAGCCACUGGCACAAAUCCCUCUCUUGGGCUCUGCAGGACCCAAGCAGAGUCUUUGGAUGUUCCCAGAAAAGUGACUGAUUCUGUAAUAUCUGAACAGUACUUGGACCUCGAUCAGAAAAAAGAACACAAAGACUCACAAGAAGUGAUUAUUCUGUCAGCUAACUCUCUCUGCCAGGUAUUGCAUAAAACCGAUUCAAGGCAGCAUCAAAGCCAAGUUCACUCAACAUCUAAAACUUCCAGUAUUGUCAGUCCAGUGGAUAACAUUGCUCUUUGUCAUCAUGGUGAUCAGGGCAAGAUCCCUGUACAGCAAGUGGCCCCACUUAAUGAUGUCGUAAGUAGGGACGCCCGUGAAUCUACCACAACAGUAUCCUCAUUUGUAAAGUUAUCUCAACAUGAACAAAUGGCAUCAUCUCCAAAAACAAGUGAUUACAACUCUAGUUUGUCUCCCAAAAUGCUCCAAGGCCAGUCUACAUCCCCAAAUCUUGUGUCAAGAAGAGGGUCAUCGGGAAGUGCCCUUUCGGUAGAGGAAUCUGAAACAUACACCUGUAAGCAAGAGCUUAAGACAGUGUGCAUUCGUGAUUCUCAGUCUAUUUUGGUGACUACUCGUGGUGGGAAUACGGGUGUGGUUAAGGUACAGACCAACCCUGAUGGCUUGGCACCAGGCAGUGUACCUUCUAGCCCUGUGUUUACUUUCCCUCCACAUUUUCAGGCUUUACUUGUUCCUAAACCAACAGUCUCCUCAUCUGCUGUCUCCACUACAGUGUGUCCAGCUGCUUUGUCUAUAAACAGCAAAACACAUUCUUUGGGAAAUUCUGUCACUGACCUUUCCCAGCUUACUUCCAGUGUCUCUGUACCAAAUCAGUCAAUUGACAGUAAUGCCAGUUUAACUUUGAAACAAUCCAAAAAGGUAAUAAUGUCAACCCAGAAAAUGACAAGUAAUAGAGUUCUUCCAACUACCAGCCUCACUUCUGCACAACCCAGCACUCAGCACAAUAUAAUCAAUAUUGCUGCCGGCUCUGUGGCUACCUUGUCUGCAACCACCCUUCCAAAAACCAGUGUGGCAUCUACUCAGACAUCAUUACCAUCGUAUGUAACAACACAAAAUGUUCCUCAGGCAGAAAGUAUGGUGAUAGACAAAGCACCACUGCAAAAAGUUAUCAUUGUCUCUUCUCCUUCUGUUAUUAGUCCCAGUGGCUCCACUGUGAAAGUUAAUGCAUCGGUUUCUUCAGCUUCUUUCCACAAUCAGAACCUGGUCCUGAUAUCCUCCAGUUCAAGUACAGGAACCCAGCCAUUCAGUGCUCCUCCUAUUUCAACUAAUGCUAAUACUUCAGUGGAGGUGCCAGCUGCAUCACGUGUUGUCAUGCCCACAGUGUCUCAAAUCAGGGAUGUAAAAAUUGGACUUAACAUUGGUCAAGCAAUUAUCAAUACUGUUCCCAACAAUCUGCAGAAGGUCCAGGUGAUCAACUUGAUGCCCAGUUUGACUGCCAAAUUAAGGGAAGAGACCCUGAGCCAUAACAGGCAGAGUAAUGACUCUGUACCUUUGGAGGAAUCGAGUGUGAAAAAAAUGUGUGUUUUACCUAAAGCAACUGUAUUUAACACAGCAGCAUCACAGGGGCCACUUUCCUUUACUGGCAGUAAUUUUGUUCCAAAUAACAAUCAGUGUGCGGUGCUGGAAAGUGAGAAAAAAGUGUCUCAUUCCACAGUUAUAACUGGCCAUCUGGCAUCAUCAGUUCUUAUAGCAACAUCUCCGCUGCAGCCUGCUGCGCCUGUACUUCCAGGAGUUUCGGUUCUGGGAGACUCUUCAACCACACAAACCCAUCAGAUAAAGUGCCCACUCCAGAUACCUGGCACUAGCAUAGGUGGCAUUCCACCAAAUGAAGCAGUCACUAGCGCCAACACGCAGGCACAAAGCACUGCGUUCCUGAGCCCAACUACAAGCUUUCCAAAACCCUCUGUCUCAACAUGCACUGCGUCCCAUGCAGACACUGGCACAUCCUUUCGUUUGCCUUCAAGCCCACUACAGUUUCCAUGCACUGCAUCUAAAGUCACUCCAGCUUUCAACUCCAUUUGUGUUCCCAAAGCUGCAAUGAAUGCUACAUCGGCAAACGUUUUAAAUGAUUCUUCAGUACAGCAGAAGAUUGUGAUUAAUACCACCAUGCCUUUAGCUCCUGGCACACAGAUUCUGAUCAACAACAACAGAUUUAUUGUCCCUCCUCAAGGCCUUGGACCUGGCAGCCACAUACUUGUUAUUUCGGGCUCUGGAGUGACCCCUGCUGCAAACACAGCUGCUGUCCCUCAGGUGGCAGCACCUGGAAAUUUAUCUGGCCAAAAAACAUUGACCACCACCGUUGGGUCAGCCUAUCCCCCUGUAGUCCCACCAGUCAUUGUAAACCCAAGGAUGCUGCUUUCCAACAUUGUACCAAUUUCAAAUGUUCUGAACAAAACACAGCCACUGCCAAAUGGAAACACAUUGAUGCAGUCCUUUUCCACUAAGCUGCCAUCUCAAGUAGGUAUGAGUGUUGGAAGGACAUCAAUCUUACCCGUUGGGAGUAAUGUUUUACCGACAGGAAAAUCCACACCUGGAACACAAGCUUCCCAAAUGACAGCUGCUGUUGCCCAACAGAAAAUGCCAUCUUUGACACAGUUACCUGAAAGUAAAGGGUUGCCAGUUGCUGCAGUGCAGGCACUUGGCGGCAAUGUUAUUAAAAUCUCCUCCUCCGCACCACUCUCCAUAACCUCCUUACCAAGCAGUAAAAAAACUCCUACAGAAGACCUUGCCGUGACUACUUCCAUUGCCAAACCACAAACUUCAGUACAUCCAGGUGGUAGUGUUUCACGUUCCCUGACUUUUCCUACAGCAACUGUGUUGCCAAUGAGCACCAGUGGUAGAACGCAGGCUUUGCCAGUAGCUACUGUACCACCAAUAGGCAGUGCAUUUACUAAACCACUGGUCUCUCCUAUGACAACUGUGCCCCCAACUCCCAGUACACUUCUAAUAGCACCUGGUCUACAGCCUACAGCUAAAUUGUCAGAUCCAUUGAAGAUGGCUGUACCGUUCUCGGGAGUCUCGAGCAAGCCAAUGCAUUUUGCAAAUUCAUCAGUGCUUCUAAAAGAUCCCCCUGCCACCAAAUUGAUGGUCAGUCCCGAAGGAGCCAUUCUUAAUACCAUUAGUUCUCCUGUUUCUCAUUUUCUGCCUAAACCAGUGGCCACUGUGAUGGUGACUCCAAGUUCUAGCACUGAAGGGGUAAUUACUGCGUUCAAGGCUGUUGAUCUACCUUCAGUGGUCACUGAUACAGAAGGACCCCAUGCUUAAAGUUGGCUUGACUGAUAUUGGAAUAUAAAGAGACUCUCUGGAAUCCAGUACAAGUUUCAAUACAAAAUCAGUUUACCAACCGAAUGCUUUCAAACACGUCAGUGUUUAUUUACAAACUGCACUUUGUGAUAGAAUUGUUUUGUAACAAAAAAAUGCUACUUUUGCAAUUUUAAGCCUACGUGGUGGCAGUGUGUUCCAUCCUUGAGGUAAAUACUUCAUUUGUGAGAUCAUGUUUUGGCUACGUCCUAAAAUUUAAAGCACUUUGGGGAAACUUUUUUUUUUUUUUGUUUUGUUUUAAUAAAGCUGUCAGCUUGUCAUUUGAGAAUGGUAACAAGCUGCAUUGUGGAGAGAUUGUGCAUCGUUAACGCUGAAUAUCUUUGUAAUAUGGUAAGAGCAGACUUCGGUCCUUCAUACAAAUGAAGUUAAAAAGUGCAUACAUGUAUAUUGGUUGGAAUGGCAUAGGAUUGGAUGACCAAAAUGUGUGUUGUUGCUUAUUUUUUCUGUGCAUUAUUUGGGGUUAAAGAACUGAGUAAUAUAAUGCUGGUCAUUAUUGGUAGACUUUAUAAAUACCUCCUGUAUGCUUGUUUUUUUUUUUUUUUCCUUCCCAAAUUCCAUUCCCAAAUUUUACAACUUGUGACAUAAACAGAAAUCCAAACUUCCAUAAAUCUUGUUUAUUAGGUUAUUUCACAUUGUAAACUUUCAAGUGCCAGUGGUAAUGGUGCCUGAUUUUGUUCAAUUUCUAAGCCUGCUGUGAGUUUUUAUUUCGCUGGCUUUGAGAGGUCGACACCAGUGACUGUUGGAUUUCAUACACGGGGGUUUAUUUAUCUUACACAUUUUUCCUGAACUCUUGCAUUGAACAAUGUUUGUUUGUUUGUUUGUUUGUUUUUUUAACUAAGCCACAACUUCGUAGUGGUUUAGAGGAGGUGAGAUGUUUGUAGUUCAACUCUGUGUCUUACAUUUCAGAAGUGCUCUUCUGUUUAAAACAGUUCAUUGAGAAGUUUUGCCUUUAAUCAAGAGAUGUUGUUUUGAAUGACAAGUAAAGAAGGUCUCUUGUUCUUCACUCCGGCAUUUAAUAACACUACGCAAAUGAGCGUUGAGUACUGAGUACUGGGCUGCAUUACGUAAUUUAUUUAGUAUGUUUAAUGUUUGAGCUGGACUUGUUCUGGGAAAACCAAGCUGUCACUUUUGGAUAAAGAGAAUGUGACGUUAUACAAAUCUGCAGUGAGCCCAGCGACAUACAGUUAAUGUGAAUUGCUCUUAAAAUUUGGCUGACAUUCAUGUUUAAUAAAAAACUUGCUGAAAGUUCAACUGUUGCAGGUUUUCCAAGUUGUGAACAAGACUAAAUAUACUGACAAGUGUCAGCUUUCAUUUCUUUGUGAUAUGUAUUAGCAUUGUAAAUGUUUUAUUUUCCUCAUAGGAGAAGAUUCUUGUGGCAGUCAUAUUCUCUUGCUGUCUUAACAGAUGGCAAAAGGUUAAUUUAUAAAAGCUGCUUCACAAUGCAUAUUGUUUUUUCAAGCUUUUGCUACUCCAGUAGUUUGCUGGUGAUAAAAUUGUGCUUUUCUCUCAAUAAAUGUUGAAUACAAACACAACUAUUACAUAUUUGAGAAAAAUGUUUUCAUGCUGGCGAAGUUCUGUUUUUCAUCAUUUGCAUGUCUUGAUUGCCUUGAUUUUCAAAGGAUGGUAUAUCGGUUUUGUUACAACAAUGUAACACUAUUGUUUCUCUAGUUAAACAUUUUAAAUCCUUUCCAACCAGGCUGGAAGUUGAGUGCUUAAAGAGUAUAAUUGCACUGUGUAAUGGAAUUUGAAACCAUAUUGUAAUUGAGUGGGGCAGACAAAAGCUGGAGACAAACCUUAAGAGUAAAACAAAUGUCUGUAACUUUGAGAUGGCUGUGGAGGAUAUUUAAAUAAUGACAUUUGUUUUUAUCAUAAUUGUAUAAAUGUGUGAUUUCAUUACUGCCUUAAAGCAUUUUGGUUCCUACCAGCAGGUAUACUGUAGAACCAUCUGCCGGGAUAUUUAUUUACAGGUUCUACUGGAACACUGAAUUUGUAUAUAUUUUUUUUCCUGUUUGUGUGUGGAGGGAAAUGCUGUAAAUAAUGUAAAUAGUUAUAUAGAGCACAGGGUUGUACUUAAAUAUGUAUGGAAAUUCAAAGGUGUUCCUAUUUAUGGUUUCUGUUUACAUAAUGUAUAGAUUUUGUAAGUAUUUUAUUAGGUAUUUUGGACCAUUGCAUUGUUUAGAAAUAAAUGCAGAUAAUUCUGCAUGUAAUAAAAGUGAUGAUGCUUUAUAAAAGGAGACUUCACCAA
Erpetoichthys calabaricus (reedfish) is the source of this 9831-nucleotide messenger RNA. RefSeq lists its product as uncharacterized. The record is from RefSeq and is a predicted model, not a curated record. Gene Ontology annotation, molecular function: protein binding. The transcript is spliced from 9 exons. NCBI's taxonomy places the organism in Eukaryota, Metazoa, Chordata, Cladistia, Polypteriformes, Polypteridae. Bases 420 to 7529 code for a protein of 2369 amino acids.